CAUGCCGCCGACGUGUCGCUGUCAAGCACAGGAGGCAGCGGCGUGGGGUCUCUGAAAGCGCCCCCUGUGGACAACUCCCAUGUUCGACAGAAGGGAGGAGAGCUGUUUUCGCGGCAGUGGAGCGAGGAAGCGGUGCGACUGACGUUCCGCUGCCGUCUGACGGAGCAGACCGAGGUCAACUGGGAGACGGUGCUGUGCCAGGGCCGGCUGUACGUGCAGCUGCCGUCCUGUGUGCUGCCCGAUGGCUCUCGCGAGGCCUUUGUCACACUGCUCGAGUUUGCCGAGGAGCAGCUGGGUUGCACCCAUGUCCUGGUCUUCUUCAACAAGGACCGCACCGACAGAGCUGGCAUCGUGCGCACGUUCAUGUUCCUGGGCUUCACCGCACUGGCCCCGGGGCAUCCGCUCGUGCCGCAGUCAACUUCUGAAGGGCUCCUCUACAUGGCAUACGCCAUUGAGUGAGACGUGGGAGGCCAUCAGUAACCCGGCAUCCUUCCUGGCUCUACUGCUGCACCAACAGUUUCUUCGUUUUGUUCCUUUUUCUGCAACUCUUUCGGGGAGGAGAUCCAAAGCGUGUAACCUUUUGAGUGUUCAAGCAUUAGCAACAAGAAAAGGGGCUUCAAAGUUGCGGGGGCCAAAUUCUCUUGGGUUGGGCGGCAAAUUCACAAUUGGGAUGUUGUUCGGGGAGGGCAUUUUCAGAGACCGCGCGUUAAACUUAGAGCUUAGAAACCACAAGCGAGUGUUUAGUAGUUCGUUAAACCAAGAAUUUCGUUACCUGUUUAGCUCCCAACGUGACCUAGGCAUGGCGGCGUGAUUCCGUUGAACUUCUUUCUUUCUAGUAAAGAAUGUGUCAUCGAUGUUCGACACGUAAUUGUUCUAUAAGGCGUAAUGUAGAUGUUCGUUUGGGACCAACGCAGUGUUUUAGGGCAUAAGUUAGCCUUCUAGAUUGCAAAGAUAGCAAGCAUG
Messenger RNA from Rhipicephalus sanguineus (brown dog tick), 963 nucleotides. RefSeq names its product ornithine decarboxylase antizyme 1. The annotation marks the transcript as partial. Gene Ontology annotation, molecular function: ornithine decarboxylase inhibitor activity. Gene Ontology annotation, biological process: positive regulation of protein catabolic process. Lineage: Eukaryota; Metazoa; Arthropoda; Arachnida; Ixodida; Ixodidae. The transcript is spliced from 3 exons. The record is from RefSeq and is a predicted model, not a curated record. Gene Ontology annotation, cellular component: nucleus; cytoplasm.